Syngnathoides biaculeatus (alligator pipefish) is the source of this 2794-nucleotide messenger RNA. RefSeq names its product clathrin, light chain B (gene cltb). The record is from RefSeq and is a predicted model, not a curated record. Gene Ontology annotation, molecular function: clathrin heavy chain binding; structural molecule activity. Gene Ontology annotation, biological process: intracellular protein transport; clathrin-dependent endocytosis; clathrin coat assembly. Lineage: Eukaryota; Metazoa; Chordata; Actinopteri; Syngnathiformes; Syngnathidae. Gene Ontology annotation, cellular component: synaptic vesicle membrane; clathrin coat of trans-Golgi network vesicle; plasma membrane. Bases 328 to 930 code for a protein of 200 amino acids. The transcript is spliced from 5 exons.
AGAGCAACACAGGUGGUGGCCAUGAGAUGGAGCCACAAAACAAGAAGCUCCGGGAGCCUGUGGCGACUGGCUGUCCGCUUCCAUUAUUGAUGAUUGAAUCAAAUGGAGAAAUCAUGAAUCAUCACUGAGGGCUUUCACUCGUAGAUUGUUCCCACAAAGGACGAUUUGACGCGUUUUUCCCCGCUGCCGUUCUCGAGCACUAUCUGUGCUCUUACAAGUUACGUAGUUAUUUGUUCGGUUGCAGGGCCGUAGGUGAUUAAACAAAGGUUUGUUUACCCCGAUAACACCCACGUAGCUGAGUUCAACUUGUCAACACUUUAGUGAAAGAUGGCCGACAACGGAUUGCACCCAACAGAAGAGGACCCGGCCGCCGCGUUUCUAGCCCAGCAGGAGAGCGAGAUAGCUGGUAUAGAAAACGACGAUGCCGACGAAGGGUAUGGAGUUCUGGAAGAAACCCCGGAGCUCCAGACGAACGUCUACGAAGCUUUUGGGGAGGAGCCGGCCACGUUGAACGGAGAUCUGUUUCAGGAGUCCAAUGGACCCACCGACAACUACGCAGCCAUCGCACAGGUGGAUAUUCAGAGGCAAGAACCAGAAAGUCUACGCAAGUGGAGAGAGGAACAAAAAGCACGUCUUGAGGCUUUAGAUUCUGCCUCCAAGGCAGCAGAAGCUGAAUGGAGAGAGAAGGCCAAGAAGGAGCUGGAAGACUGGCACGUGCACCAGAGCGAGCAGAUGGAGAAAAACAAGGCCAACAACAGAGCAUCAGAGGAGGCCUUCCUUGCCGAGAGCGACGGCGAUGGCCCCGCUUCGGCGUGGGAGCGUGUUGCCCAUCUCUGCGACUUCAACCCCAAGACCAACAAGCAGGCUAAGGAUGUGUCCCGAAUGCGCUCCGUGCUCAUCUCACUCAAACAGACCCCUCUUGUCCGCUAGCAGGACUGGCUCGCAGUAACUUUGCCUUUUCACUUGUUAAACCUGUCAAAUUGUUAAACUUGUCAAACCUCAACAUCAGAACAGUUUGUAAUCCCUUUUUUCCAGAAAGCUCCCAAUAACAGUGGUUCUUAACCUGGGUUCAGUUGAAAUCCAGGGGUUGCAAGAGUCAGUCUCAGGGGUUCAGCAGAGGUCAAGACACACAUACUGUGUCUGCUCGCGUGCCUCUGUUGGUCAAGACCUUUUCACACUACACUUGCUGUAGCUCUGCGCCGUGUGCUGUCAAAUCUAUUAUGUAUGUACUGCGUGGGUGGGAUGACGGAACACCGUGGUCCGCCGUGCCUCGACUUAAAAAAUAAACUCUAAAGAAGCGUCACUGUGAUGCUUCAUCCAAGAGGAGAGGAAUUCACGGAGGGAUUUCAGAGAGCUAACGGUAAUAUGCCAACAAAUGGGAAAAGGAGCCACGUUGCUUCCCGGGUGAGUCACUUCGUACUCACUUCCAAAUAUGGGCAAGCUUGGACCAGAGAACCUAGUCCCUGCCAAAGCCAUGGAAGAAAAAGUCUGGACACACCAAAACAACACUUCAGGAAGGAAAACCCUAUAUUAAUUAAAUUUGUAAUUACUUGAAAGGGAUUCAUAAUUGUUUUCAUUUUUUAAUGGGUGCCCUCCAUACCUGCACGGCCCCCUUGUGACAGCUUUGGUCAAGAAAAACUGAUCUGGUCUUGAUAAUCUCAGAUUAACAUGAACUAUAUAAAGGGAAAUUUCAGUGGAAACUAUUCUUCCUUCUUAUGGUAAAUUCUGGAAAUAGUUCAUUGCGCUUAAUGGUAAUAAUGGGUAACAAUAAGGCACAGUCCAGACUUGGUUUUCUAUGGCUUUGGUCCCUGCAUCAAACGCCAAAAAAGCCAAGUGCAAUGUGAAAAGGCCUUGACACUUCAGAGCAAAAUCAACUAUUCAGUGUCACCAAAUCGUCGUGUGCGCUGAUUCAAAGCCCUUGUAUUACUCACUGUUACAAAAUAUAUUCACAAUCCUUUUUGAGGUUGGUAUACAUAAAAACGUCAUAAAAGCAACAUACUUUGUUACAGAAAAUGAUAGCCUGGCACUUUCAGUAAACCUUUGUUUCUUUUAUGUAAAAUUCAUGUUUUGUUGUUGGAAGACUGAUUUUUGUGUCCAACUAUUGCCUGGUUCAUUUUGUAUAGUCAUGAAAGAAUCCUGUCUUGCAGUUGAAUAAGAAUUUUAUUUUACCCAUUACAAAGGGUUUGGUGAACACGUGUAUAAAACUGGCAAGGUUCAGUAGCUCCAAGGUUAAGAACCACUGGAAUGUAAUCUCCCCACAUUUCUUUUUUGCUUCUUUUGUGGCGCCAUGAAGGACUUUAUUAUUAAAUUAAGGUUUUAUCAUUACUGAGGAAAAUACUGUUACUAUCAAUUAAUUUAUUCCCUUUUUCUGAUUAGUUUAAUGCAUGCCUCUGCCAAUAUUUUAAAUGCCUUUUUUUCUUUUUAGCCAGAUAGCUGUAGAUUGUAACCACACAUGCCUCUUUAAUGCAGGACCACAACAUUGGGAAUGUUUUGUACCCUCUAAUAGUAAGCCAAUACAGUUUCAAUAUCUUCUACGCCCUUAAAAGCUAAAUAUAAUGAAUUUGGACACUUCAGAAGAGCAGUAACGCUAUUCCCCAACCAAACAAUUUUGCUGUUACUUUACAUCUGACUUCACAAUUGAAGGCUCGGGCUGCUUUCUCAUUUUCUCCAUGUUUUGUAGAUGGCAAAUACUGUCGUUCACAUUCUUUCACAUGUUGCCUACUUGGAUGAUGAAAGCUGGGUAAAGAAUGUUCAAAAGGAAUUGGUCAAUAAAAAAAACAAGUAAUCACUUGUA